AAGGACAAAGCAUGGAUACAUUUAUUUCAGCUGUUUUUUGACACUUUACGCAGAAAAACACAUGUUAAACACGCAUUAAUAUAUUUAUUUUAAAAUUAGAUGUAUGUAAGGUUAUAGAAAAGUGUUUUUGUUUGUGAUUAUAGUGUGAAAUAUUAGUUUAAAGCGUGCACUAACCUUGAGGAGCUCAGCAGAGGUUCAGUCAUGUUUAGCUCAGCCUUUCCCCGGCUCGGAGUGCUCGGGCGCGGCUGUUUGCGCAGACAGAGCCGGGCCAAAGCCUCGUCUCUGGUGCUGGGGAUCGAGACGAGCUGCGAUGACACCGGGGCUGCGGUGAUGGAUCUGAACGGGACAGUCCUCGGGGAGUCGCUGCAUUCACAGAAGGAAGUUCAUCUCAGAACGGGAGGUAUCAUUCCCACCGUGGCCCAGCGGUUGCACCGGGAGCACAUUGAGCGCGUUGUAAACGAAGCUUUGGCUCUCGGCGGCGUCUCUCCUCACCAGCUCUCAGCCGUAGCCACCACAGUCAAACCCGGACUGGCCCUGAGUCUGGGGAUCGGACUGGAGUUUAGUCUGAAGUUCGUGAAGCUGCACAGGAAACCGUUCAUCCCCAUUCACCACAUGGAAGCCCACGCACUGACCGUGAGGCUGAAGGAGCAGGUGGAGUUUCCGUUCCUGGUUUUGUUGAUUUCGGGGGGUCACGCUCUCGUCGCCGUGGCCAGAGGAGUGGACGAUUUUCUGCUGCUCGGACACUCGUUGGAUGAAGCUCCUGGAGAUGCGUUGGAUAAGGUGGCCCGACGCCUCUCCCUGCUGAAGCACCCGCUCUGCUCCUCUCUGAGCGGAGGGCAGGCUGUGGAGGUCCUGGCUCAGACCGGAGACCCGACCAGGUUUAAGUUCACCACUCCUAUGGGACAGACUCUGGACUGUAACUUCUCCUUCGCUGGUCUCAGAAACCAGGUGUCUAUGGCCGUCAAGAAGCGAGAGGAGGAGGAGGGUGUAGAGCGGGGGACCCUGUUGUCUUGUGUGAACGACCUCGCUGCCUCGGCUCAGCACACUGUCGCCGCCCAUCUGGCCAAACGGACUCAUCGCGCCGUUCUCUUCUGUAAACACAACCGUCUGCUGCCCGACGAGAACCCCACUUUGGUCUUGUCGGGGGGAGUGGCGAGUAACAAGUACAUCAGAAAGGCCCUGAGUGUGAUCACAGACAGAGAGGGGCUGAGGCUGCUCUGUCCACCCCCGAAACUCUGCACCGACAACGGGGUCAUGAUCGCCUGGAAUGGUGUGGAGAGAUUCAGAGAGAAGAAGGGAAUCCUGUCUCCAGAUGUGGACGUCCUCUAUGAACCAAAGGCCCCUCUGGGUGUGGACGUCACGGCUCAGGUGAGAGCGGCAGCCAUUAAAGUUCCACCUGUGAAGAUGAAGAUCACAUGACCAACUCCAGAG
Periophthalmus magnuspinnatus is the source of this 1431-nucleotide messenger RNA. It is a transcript of the gene osgepl1, whose product is annotated as O-sialoglycoprotein endopeptidase-like 1. Gene Ontology annotation, cellular component: mitochondrion. The transcript is spliced from 9 exons. Lineage: Eukaryota; Metazoa; Chordata; Actinopteri; Gobiiformes; Gobiidae. The record is from RefSeq and is a predicted model, not a curated record. Bases 202 to 1419 code for a protein of 405 amino acids. Gene Ontology annotation, biological process: tRNA threonylcarbamoyladenosine modification.